CUCUCUCCUCUCCUCUUACUUCACAGCACGGCAAGCUGAGAUAAUGCUUUAUUCCUCUUUCUGGAGAGUGGGCGUGAAUACAAAUAGGUCAGCAGCCCAACUCCCCCUCCCCUUGAACAGAGCAGGCAGCAACAGCAGCAGAGAUGGCGUGACGUGGUGGGAAAGCGUACUGCCACCAAGCCUGGAGCUGCCACACAACACACAGCACUACCUCCUGUUCAUCUUCCUCCUCCCCCGCUGCUUUCACCCCUCUAGCCCUCUUGCAGACAACACAACAAGCGGGGCUGCUGAAUGAGGAGGGUGAGAAGACGAAAGUGGAAGCAGAAAAAAAAGGACAGAGCAGCACAUGGAGGGGAGGGACGCUGACAUGAUGGCAUGAGAAUCAAAGAGGAAGACGGCGGGGAUACAAGGAUAAGCACAGAAAUAGAAGAAAAGAUGAACAGAGAUGUGCAAGGCUUAUACAUCAUCCAGAGAUGCUACCCAUCUAUCCACUGCUGCUCUGAUUUACAAAACAAUGACAAGUGACGCUAGCGAAAGGACCCAGGGCUGCAGCUAACUGCCGACUAUCGACGCUCUACUGCCUUUAGCCAAGAGGAAGCAGCAGCGCAGCACCGUUAGCAUCAAGCCUCUGGGGACAAUGCGCCAAGGAAGAUGGAGAGACUGCAACACCUUUGCAUGCACACACAGACAUUUGUGGAUGCCUGUGGUAGAUGGCUAUCAAAGCCUGAGGAGGACUGAAUUUGCGUAACAGCCACAAAUGGGUUGUGUUAGAUGAAGAGGAUGAUUUGUCACACACUGUAGAGGAAAUAACGCAGAAUCUGAGUCGUCAGGCUGAAGCCUGUUCUGCUCAGUGGGGACAUUGACCAAGAGGGCGAUCACUGUGUGACAGUUAUAUUUCAUCACACUCAGGAAGGAUGGACGCCAGAAAUAGAUGAGUAGCUACAUUGAAACGGGCAAUCACUACAGAUGACACAUUGGAGUGGAAUCACACCAUACAGCUGGCUUGUCACAUCAUUAUCAAGGAUCAAGGCCUGGGCAGAAGCUGCUGACGACUAGCCUUCACAGUGCAACCUGUCUGGGUGAACUGCUGUAACCAUGCAGUUGCGACGACGCCACUGCUGUACACACACAGCUAAACUUUUCUAUCUCCUCUCUCUGUUGGGUGUACUGGUCUUUCUGGUCCACCAGGUGUGGCUGCCUAGGUUCACAGGUAUGCCAUGGUGGAGAGGUCAUCCCGUGGUGUAUGGAGGUGGUGAACUUCAUACCACCAAAGCCAAGUGGAACAUGAGCACCCAGCAUUCAGCGUGGAGGUUUGUCAUUGUUCCUCAGCCAACCUUCAAGGCUGACGCUAAUAUUAGCUCCCAUGAGAACGAAGGUGUCUCCUCUCCUCCAGGAGACCCACGUUCUGAGAACUCUUUGGCAGCCAGUGUAGAGGGAGAAUUUAGUGGUACUGUAACCCAUGGGCCUUUCUCUUAUAUCAUCAACGAGCCAGACAAAUGUGCAGAGAGAAGGCCGGUGCCAUUUCUGGUGUUGCUGAUAGCCACUGAAGCUCGGCAGGUGGAAGCAAGAAAUGCUAUACGGCAGACAUGGGGUAACGAGAGUGUGGCUCCUGCUCUGGGAUUCAUCCGGCUGUUUCUGCUGGGGAAAAAUGAGGGAGAGCUGGGAAUUUUACAGCAGAGAAUGCUAGAAGCAGAGAGUCGGAGAUAUCACGAUAUCAUUCAGCAGGACUUUGUGGAUUCCUACAAAAACCUGACCAUAAAGACAUUGAUGGGAAUGAACUGGGUGGCAAUUCACUGUCCACGAGCCAGCUAUGUCAUGAAGACGGACAGCGACAUGUUCGUCAACACAGAAUAUCUCAUUUACAAGCUGCUCAGGCCAGAAAUUAAACCUAAGAAGAACUAUUUCACAGGCAAUAACAUGAGAGGCUUUGCACCCAACCGAAAUAAAAACAGCAAGUGGUACAUGCCCCCUGAGCUGUACCCAAGUGAGAAGUAUCCCACCUUCUGCUCUGGGACUGGCUACGUCUUCUCCGGAGACUUGGCAAGAAAAAUCUACCGAGCAUCCCUAAGCAUCCGCCACCUGCAUCUGGAGGAUGUGUACGUGGGGAUAUGCCUGGCUAAGCUUCGGAUCGAGCCCACUCCUCCAUCCAAUGCAUUCCUAUUCAACCACUGGCGGGUGUCCUAUUCCAGCUGCAAGUACAGCCAUCUGAUAACAUCACAUGGGUUUCAUCCCAAUGAACUACUUAAAUACUGGCACCACCUGCAGAGCAACAAACGCAAUGCCUGCAUCAACACAUUGAGGGCAAGAGCAGGCAGGACACACUCAAACAAAACGUACAGAGAGAGACCAGUUCGAUAACUGAAAACACUACUGUUUAACUCUAAGUCAUUAUUUACAUCUCCUUACAUAUUCUCUUAACUUGAAGUGUUUAAAUCACACUUUUAGCAUAUAGAAAUUCUUCAGAAAUGUUGUGUAAAAACUCAUUAAGUGCUCUGAAUGAAUGUUUGCCAACUUUGUAAAAAAAAAAAAAAAGAGAGAGAUGAAAAAUAUUUAUA
This is a messenger RNA of Chelmon rostratus (copperband butterflyfish), 2555 nucleotides long. Its product is annotated as beta-1,3-galactosyltransferase 2-like. The coding region runs from base 1096 to 2358 and encodes 420 amino acids. Gene Ontology annotation, molecular function: N-acetyl-beta-D-glucosaminide beta-(1,3)-galactosyltransferase activity. The transcript has 3 exons. The record is from RefSeq and is a predicted model, not a curated record. Gene Ontology annotation, cellular component: membrane. Lineage: Eukaryota; Metazoa; Chordata; Actinopteri; Chaetodontiformes; Chaetodontidae.